CUGUGUCGGAGCAUCCGCAGGACGUGUAGUUUGGAGUUUCACUGCAGAAGGAAGAUUUGUUUUAGUUUCUUUUAUUUUUUGAAUGCUUAGCUAGCGGAGAAGAACAUCUUCAGGGUAUUACCACAGGAAUAUAAAACAUCUACGGGAGUGAAGAGACUAUGCAGCCUUCAUCAGGCAGUCACAACCAUGUCAACUGUGUUCAGACGCAACUGUGCGCCCAGCUGGAGUUCGUCCAGAUCCUGGUGAUCGUGGUGGUGAUGAUGGUGAUGGUGGUGGUCAUCACCUGUCUGCUGAACCACUACCGCCUAUCAGCACGCUCCCUCCUCUCCAGACACGCCCCCGCACGCAGGAGACACCUGCCAUUGGCCAACGAGGCCAGUCUAUGGUCUUCUGAGGGCACGGGGACAAACAGUCUUAAUGAGCACCAGGUGUACAACCCGCGGCCCCCAGACAGAGGCGUCCCCUCGUCCUACCUACAGCGGGAGCCUCAGCACGCCCAGCCUCCUCUGCAGUCGCAGCGCUUCCAGCACUCGUAUGCCCCGACUCGCUUCCAGCCGACGUAUCCCUACCUGCCCCAGAGCCUCAUCGAUCUCCCCCCCACCAUCUGCCUCUCGGACGGGGAGGAGCCGCCGCCGUACCAGGGCCCCUGCACCCUGCAGCUUCGAGACCCGGAGCAACAGAUGGAGCUGAACCGCGAGUCGGUCAGAGCGCCGCCCAACAGGACCGUGUACGACUCCCACCCGCUCCACCCAUCCAGAUCCUGUCUGCAGACCAGUCUGCAGGCCCCUCCCCCGAGCAUGCAUUCAGGCGUCAGUGUGUUGGAAGCCCAGGAGGCCAUGUCCCGGAUUCAGAAGCAGGCCUCUCGAGUGGAAGGAGCUCCCCCAACCUACAGCGAGGUGAUCGGGCACUACUACCACCCGACAUCCCUGACGCCUAGCCACAACCAUCGGACCGUAUCGUCCUCACAAGCACCGCCGUCCUCGUUCAUACACGGCCUGCUCCGACUUCCGCCUCAGCAGCAGGGAGGUGUGGACAACAGCAAUGCGAGGAAUACGAAGGAGAAAUCCCAGAAGCCCCAGCAGGUGUGACAGUGCUGCCUCUUUAUUCCUAGCCUGCGCGCGGGGGGGAAAGAAAACUGGAUUUUUGUCUGCUUUGCCACUUGGGAAGUGGUCAGCAGCCAAUGAGGAACAACUUGGUGAAAAUCCACUGAACGGUUUAAGGGCUGCUUCACGUUAGCUGCAGUGUGGACACUUUCCCCACUUCACGGAUCGGGCUAGGACUGGCUUCUCGUUAGGUAAGAACACAUGGAAACCACAUCGCUCCUGCAGAGCACAGUUUCACGAGAAAAUCUGGCACUUCCUGUUCCACAGCUUCUUAUUUCCUGUCUGAGGAGCACUUCAGAUGAAGCGAUGAUGAUGUCAGAGAAGAAGGGCCAGAGGAGGAAAGGGAAGUCUCCUUCUUCCCGUAACUUCCUCCCUCCUCCGUUAGACUGAUCUUCAUUCAUUACAAAUAUUUACUCCUUCUGUUUGUUUCUAUAGAACAUUUUCUUUGUUUGUUCGUCUUUUUCGCGCUUACAAAAAAUCUUGGCGAAAUGUUGCAAUCUUCUUGGUUCUUCCAGGUUUUGUUUUCUCGUGGUAACCCCCCCCCCCCUCCAUUUAGCUGCACGUUCACGGCUGCACAGUCCAGCGUUGGCAGCGACUCCUGCACCGGGCUUUAGCUGCAUCACGGGGACAUGUCAGCACGUAAGAAUAGAUUAAGUUAGCGCUAUCUGAAACUAGCUUACCAGUCGUAGCACAGUGCUAGAAGUCCUCGAGCUAAACGUGUCUGCCUUAUAUCGACCAACUGAUGCAGGAGUUGUCGCUGAAGCUUUUAUUUGUAUUUUAUGCUUUCUAAAGAAGGUUUGCACAAAGUUCAAGACAUCUGCAAUAUGAUUGAUGAGAGAACACAGACGAUGAUAGAUUCUUAUUGUAAAGAUGUUGUUUCUGUUUUUACAUGUUGUCUAGUUUUAGAAACAUCAUUAAUCUGUUGGGGUGCCAACUUUGACGUUGAACAUUUUGCUACAGACAUGUCGGCAUGUAUUACAUUCUGAGUAUACACACACAUGUAUGUGAACCGAGAGCGAAGGUAAAAGCACGAAUUUAGAGUUAUUUAUAUAAAUGCUGAAAAAAAUUGCACUAUUUUUUAGUAUGCGCAGAUGGAACGUGUGAGAGAGACUUUUAUUGUGAAGGAGCUCUGUACAUUUGACUCUACACGUAAAAAGAAGGAGAGACGUGAAAGCACAGGGACUCACCGGAGGGACGGACCGGCUCGGUGCACAGCAGCCGGGAUCACAACAACACUUCAGGAGAUUCUGACUUUGGAUCAACGGACUCGCAUCGUUACCGUACCAUUGAUAUAAAAACUAAUAAAUCCUUCCUUUAUGCAAAUGGCUCCCGCGAGCCAACCGCAAGUCAGCAUUCAACCUGUGGGUCCAUCAGAAACUGUAGCUCUCUCUCAUUCUAUUGGCUGAAAUCGUUAGCCAAUCCCAAAGCUGGCUGUCACGACCUCGAGCCGAGCACAGACGACUUUCACUCACGCCAAUCAGACUUUGUCACAAACAAACAAACGUCUGAACUAAUCACGACAAUGUGUAGCGUACCGUAGAGUAGAGCGGGACGCAGUGAAGCCUGCUGUGUGUCAUUCUAUUUGAAUGUCAGAAUUGUUUGAGGGAAAAGAGAGAAGCGACACAGAUCCACGUGACACCUCACGUCCUCUUCGUGGUGCGUCACUCCUGAGGGCGGAAGCCCGCUCGCCCUGCAGGCCCCGAGUGAUAUGCUGACUGUGCACGGCUGUGACCCCCACACACAUUCAUGCACACAAUAGCCCAACGUGUUCUGGUCACGCACCUCCAGUUUCUCUUAAAGUUGCAUCUCUCCUGCCUUCUAAACACCCACAAUCCCCUCUGGUAAGUGUGUCUCUGUUGCAGGCAUCUCUGAGCACUUUACUGCCCCAGGGAAGAGACAACAAUCUCCCGUCAGCCAGCGUCAGCCCAUAAAACUACGUCAGAACCCUUUAAUAUUGUAGGUUAGGUUCCUCCACCCUUCAGAGCCACACUUUUAAAAGAUGCAAAGAGUUGUUCUCCAAAACUUUAAACAUCCUUCAAACUAAUUAUAACCCGACUGCCUGGAGUCACCGAUCAUCUGAAGUCUGCGCUGCGUAUCGACUUUUACUUUGAGAAAUAUGUGUUUUUCUACAAAACUCUUCUUUUGUUUUCUCAAAUAUAUGAAAGUGUUAAAUUACAUUAAGUUAAAUGUUCUUUUUACGAGCAGAACUUUGGCUGAAUAGAAUAUAAACACUUACAGAAACACUUCUGUAAAGAUACCAUAAAGGUAUUUAUGUUUAAUACUUUUAAAAGUAAUAUGUAUUGUUUUUAUUUGAACCUUUUGGAGCAGAACUCUUUGUGUGUUGAACGCAGCACGAGAUGGGUUGUCUCAAACUAAACACACCGAAGUGUUGAAAAGUGACACGAGUGUUGAAAGUAACUCGUCUUGUGUCGUCUCUUUAAGAGUGCGCCAAUAAAAAGGAGACGAUUAGAACGUGCAGGCGUUUGUAGUUCUCGUCUCUCAGUUGCUUCGUGUGUGAUGUGGAACUAAUAUUAGUUGAAUUUAUCUUGCUGUGAACGCACCCUUCAGUGUCCAGUCUUUAUGCAACAGCGCCCUCCACAGGGACCGAACCAAACCACAGCCAAAGCUCCCGAAGCUGAUCAGCCUAACUUUGUAGGAGAGGAGAAUCAACGGCCAAAAAAAGACAUUUUUAUAAUCUGAUACGGUGAAUCCUUCAAUCUUUGUCUUUUUUUCUCAUGUAUUAUCGUUACAUCUUAGUUCUGUUAGUCUGAAAGGUAAAAGAAGUUAUUUCCAGAAUCUGUCUACAGAUAAAUUAUAAGAAAUGUUUCUAACUUGUUUCUUAAUCCAAAUAAAGAUCGUAUUGUCUGUCGUGUUGAGGAUUCUGGAAAUAAAGAUAUUUAUUUACCUUCCAGACGAACAGACUGAAUUACUGUGAAGCCUCAUAAAAAUGGAUUCGUGUCCCUGUUAAAACAGACAUGGGGUUACAUCCAGGGGUUUCCUGUUGUACGAGUCCUGCCUUAAACUUCUGUGAUACAAAAAAGACGAAUAAUCAAAAGUGACUUCUUAGUGAUUCACCUCCGUCUGUCUUGUUUACUGUCUCUCGUUCUCCUUCUGUUCCUGUGUGACGAGCACUCGAAGAAAAGACAGAAAAUCACGAUUUAAAGAAAUGAAUCUCUUGACCCAAAGCAGCUGAAGGAGUGACGAGCGGAUCAAUCAGAAAUAUAAAUCCUUUCACAUCGGAAUGAGAUUACGAGUCCGGUCCCAAACACAAGUUUGCAUCAUUUAUUCCCCCUCUCUUUCCUCCCCCCUCACCUGUAUUUGACUUGUGUUGGGACCGGGCUGUUUCCUUUACACGGUUUGGUUCCCUGGAGGGUUUGCAGCGGGUAUGAGAAGGCUGGACGGGCUCCGAUCAGGGCGUCACUGUAGAAAACAAGUCGCGUUAAUGUGGAGAACCUGCCGUGCAGAGGAUCUCUCGCUUCAGGGAAACCUGCGCUGGCUGACAACACAAUUAAAAAAAGACAGAAGAAGAGAGGAGGGGAAACACAAAUCACACGUUCACUCACACAGGUGAAAUGAUCACACACACACACACACACACACACACACACACACACACACAUGCAGACAUGAAUGUUUUCUGUAGUGGUAAAGCAAAGUUUAAAGGAAUAACUUAACCCUGAUUCGUUUGUAUAUUAAUGACCUUUGUUUUUCUCUCCGGUGGACGAAGAAUCAAAAAGUCUUGAUGAAUUAAGUAAAUGGGAGCUGCUUUCAACAACAGUAAAACUACAUCAACACAUCUGUUUACAAACUCUCACACAACUGGUGCAGAACCAUCCAAGUGUCUUGUAUCCAGUCGCACAGACUCUACUUCACACACACAUUUCAAACCCCUCGGAUCAAGUGUGAGACUCAAUACAGAAGUCUUUUAAAUUGUAAGGUUUAAGCAAAAGGUCAUGUGUGUGUGAAGUAGUGUCUGUACGACUUGUGUGAGACUUUGUAACAGAUGUUUUGCUUUAAAAUCUUUAAAAGGAUUUUUAGACUUGGUUCAUCGUGGGGGCAAGAAAAACAAAAGUUUGCUCCCAGAAUUCAGGGUAACACAGGGCGAGUGAUGGACGUACUGAGGAUCAUUCUGGGCGGGGGAAUAGUCCUUUACGUGUAAUCUACAUAAAGUAUUGUUCACACAUGAAACCGAUCAUGUUUCUGUCUCCUGCGAUGUGUCGGCCAUCAUCUGGAACUGUUGGAACACAUUUCUCUUCGCAUUAAGCCGGCGUGAAGGCAGCGAGGCAGCAGUGUUUUUGUAAAGUCGGCGGACUAUGUCUUUUCCCAGAGCAGUGUGUGAGUGUGUGUGUGUGUGUGUGUGUGUUGCCCUGGGAAAGACUUCCAGCUGUCUAGACUAAAACUAAACACACACACGCAGAGCAGACUAAACAAACUAGCCUCAGACCUUCCACACACACAGGUGCUCCUUCAUACAUCCACAUACAUUUUUGUUCUCUAACAAAAACAUUAAUCUAACACACACACACACACACACACACCCCUCCUCCUCCUUCUUCCUGUCUGAACAAGCUCUUCCUGUUCCCUAGAGAUGCCUGUUGUCCAAUGACAGAGCUCCUCUCAGACCGUCCCUCGCUGCCAUUGGCUGGCCGGCUUUUUUUCCGUUCUCCUUGGAAAACGUUUGUCGUUUGUUAUUGUUGCAUUAUAUGUCGUACAAGUGUGCCUGCCUGCGCUGAGACGGGUGAACGUGAGUGGCUAGUUUGGGCUGUCAAUCAUCCUGGGCCACGCCUCCUUACUGUCUCAGAUGAUGAUGAUUGGAUGAUGAUGAUAAGAUUGAGGAUGAUGAAGAUGUUUUUGAUAGUGAUGUCGAAGAGUGCGUUGCAAUACACCUACUAUUUGCCUUUUUGAUAAUAUUAGUCAUAUUUUAACGUAGUGUUCUAAAUGUACGUUUUUUUAUUGUUGUUUUUAUUGUUGUUUAUUCACUUGAGAACAAAAAUCAUUUUCAAUCCAUCAAUCACACAAAAACCUUUUCUUUUUUCUUUUUGUGAAACUUUGAGAGUGUAAAAACUACCUACCACACACACACACACACACACACACACACACACACACACACACACACAGAGGACGUGGAAAUGUACUUCUGCUUUUAAGUGCUAUUUCUAGUUUGAAGAGCAAAUGAUUGCAAACAGACGCUGUACACUGAGCUCGACCUCUGCGCUCUCAUAAGUUCAAGUACAUUUCUUCGUGACAUGAACAUCAAGUGUGAACGCUACAUCCAGAAUCAGCUCCGGCCCGCCCCAGCGUCUACAUGUUGUGCCUUCUGGGGUCCGGGCGCAACGGAGACUUCGUCCCUCAAAUACUCUGUAAUAAUACUCCAAUGCUGUUUGUUGCCUUCUGACACUGACUGCACCGACAUGUUAAUAACACACUUCUCAUCACAUGGCCACGACGUGUGGAAGUCCAUUCACCGGGAACAUUUGAUUAAAUGUGAGGAACGACAAAAUAAAAUACUCAAGAGAUUGAUCGUUUAUUCUUGACGACUGCGAACAUCGACAUAACAAGCAGUUAAAAAUGAUGUGGAACAAUUAAAAGCUUUUUAUUGCCCUGUGGCGAGAUUGUUUUUGUCAAAAAUACUCAAUGAGUUUGUAAAUCAGAAUUAUAUGUGCUCACUACGUCGUAAUAUUGAUUUACGAAGUUGCAUUUUUGUUACUAUCUGAUACUUUUAAGUGUUUUUCUCUUUUAUUAUUCUCACGUUUAAUCCUCUUUUCUUUGUUUUCCUGGCAAAUAUGGGCUUCCACAGUGGUGAAACAAGUUACUUAUGCUGCGUUCCAGAAAUGUCGGAUAUAAACAUCUACAUAAACAUUUUAGCAUAACUUGAAUAUAUCAUAUAAUCAGAUAAUAAAUGAAAAGCUUCGUUACAUCCGAAGCAAAAACACACCAACAGCUGGGAUCCUUCUACUUCUGACAUUUAAUGAAACGUAACAUAAGAAACAGUUACAAGACAGAGGAACCACCAUAGAAGUAAACAAAAACAAGUCUCCACCCUCCAACACACACACACACACUCACACUCACACACACACACGCACACACACACACACACACUCACACACACACACGCACGCACGCACACACACGCACACACACACACACUCACACACACACACACACACUCCCCAGUCUUCAUCAUUAAAGACAUUUCCAAAGAAGGAAUCCUCCUAAACGAGACUCGACAAGAGUUACACCUGACUUGAACUUUUCUUAUGUUUCUUUUAGGGCCAAACACUUUUUACAAAUUCCUUUUUUCCAGUUCCUGUAACUGUUCACAAGUAUUUUAAAAGAAUAAAUAAUAUCAGCAGCAGACUGGAGAAAAGGCCAAGUGUCAAAGUGUUUCCCCCGUUUGUGUUUUCUGCUCUUUGAAUCAGCGCUGCACGGCGCCUUUCCUCUGAUAAUGUUGAAGAAAAUAUAUACGUUAAUAAAACUCCUGGUUGCAGUACGUGUGCAUAUUUAAGCCUCCAUAUCUUUGCGGACACGGCAGCGCCUGUCCACCGCAGUGACUAUUGUAGAAGUCUUCCACCUGUUGUUGAGUUUUAUCCUUCAAGCAUCUAAAAAAAUAAAAAACGUGGGACUUGUACAAUAGCUCAGUUUGUUCAGCUUUCCUACAUGUGGCUUGUCAGAUAAAAUGUGUAGGAACCCUGAUUCUGUUUAUGUAGAAGAAGUGCAGCAGCAGGCUCAUCGCUCCUCCAUUGAAGUGGAGGGAGGGUGAAGUUUAAAUCCGUUCACAGCAUGGCUCACAUACUUAUAUAGAGGCCUACUUAUCCUCAAUGAUAAUAACUGCUUAUUUGUGUAUUAAAAAAACGUUUAUUUUUAAUUUAUAUUGGAUGGUCUUCGUGUUACAAGGUUUGUUUUGUUGUUGUUUUUCUUCUGUUUGUUACAAACCGAAGACAAUGUUUUAUCGUUGUUGUCACAGAACAUGGUAUGAAUCGGACACAUUUCAGUUAGCCUUCGAUUUAAAAAAUUAAUAAAAAAGUUUUAUAAAUA
Cottoperca gobio is the source of this 8144-nucleotide messenger RNA. Its product is annotated as protein TMEPAI-like. The coding region runs from base 159 to 1088 and encodes 309 amino acids. The transcript is spliced from 5 exons. Gene Ontology annotation, cellular component: Golgi membrane; early endosome membrane. The record is from RefSeq and is a predicted model, not a curated record. Gene Ontology annotation, molecular function: R-SMAD binding. NCBI's taxonomy places the organism in Eukaryota, Metazoa, Chordata, Actinopteri, Perciformes, Bovichtidae. Gene Ontology annotation, biological process: negative regulation of transforming growth factor beta receptor signaling pathway.